UUGAGUUACUCGGGAAGCUGGAUACCGGUUUGAAGUUAAGGGAUUAUCUUGGUAAGCAUGUCCUCUUCUCUCAGACUGCUAUGUGGUUAUUGAUGGUAUAUAUUGUAACAAUAGAAAAGUAACGAUACAAAUGAUGUAGUUAUCAGGAAAAAAGGCAUUUAAAUGAGUUAAGACUGUAAACUUAUUGCACAUAAUGUCCUGUUUUCUUCCUUACAUCUUCUCAUGAUUGUUGAUUUUUUUUUUAUUUUUUAUUUUGUAGCGAUCGGAGCUAUAUUUUCAGCGACGGACUCUGUUUGCACGUUACAGGUAAGCAGGUUUUCUCCUAAAACUGCAAUUGAAAUUGCAAGACAAGGGAAACUGAAGGUUUUGAGGUUAUUUUUGCAGGUGCUUAAUCAGGACGAGACACCUCUUCUCUACAGCCUCGUCUUUGGAGAAGGUGUUGUAAAUGAUGCUACAUCAGUGGUACUUUUUAAUGCAAUCCAGAAAUUCGACCUCUCAAACAUCAACUCACGAGUGGCCUUAUCGUUCACUUCAAAUUUUCUAUACCUAUUUUCUGCAAGCACUGUGCUGGGAGUGCUUGUUGGGUUGCUAAGUGCUUAUAUAAUCAAAAAGAUAUACGAUGGAAAGAACUCAACCGAUCGUGAAGUUGCUCUCAUGAUUCUCAUGGCUUACCUUUCGUAUGUUAUGGCAGAACUGUUUGAUUUAAGUGGAAUUCUUACAGUAUUUCUCUGUGGGAUUGUCAUGUCACACUAUACCUGGCAUAAUGUGACCGAUGAUUCUAAAGUGACAACAAGGCAUGCUUUUGCAACAAUGUCAUUUAUUGCGGAGACUUUCAUUUUCCUUUAUGUUGGAAUGGAUGCUUUAGAUAUCGAGAAAUGGAGAUUUGUUAGCCACAACAGUCCUGGAAAAUCUGUAGCAGUGAGUUCUGUGGUACUUGCCCUGGUUAUGGUUGGACGAGCGUGCUUUGUGAUUCCUUUAUCCAUGUUAUCCAAUUGGUGGACAUCUAAGCAUGACAAGAUUGGCUGCAAGCACAUGGUUACAAUAUGGUGGGCUGGUCUGAUGCGAGGAGCUGUCUCCAUGGCUUUGGCUUAUAAUCAGUUUACAAGAUCUGGCCAGAAACACUUGAUGGGAAAUGCAGUCAUGAUCACUAGCACAAUUGCAAUUGUCCUCUUCAGUACAAUGGUGUUUGGGCUGCUAACAAAGCCUCUCAUAAGGUACUUGCUACCUCCGUCACAACAUUUCAACAGCAUGAGUUCUUCCGAAUUCUCCUUCAUGCUACCACUUCUCAAUGGGAUAGAAGAUGAUGAAGGUGAUGUUCCUCGAAUAACAAGUUUGACAUUGUUACUGAAAAGACCCGCACAAGCCAUUAUGUAUUUUUGGACAAAGUUUGAUGAUGCUUUUAUGCGCCGCGUGUUUGGAGGGAGGGAUUCCAUGCCAGACACACCAGUAUUAUCGAAUGAAGGAAGUGAUCGCGAUUCAGAAUUUGAAAGUUGUCUUAAUAUAUGUCUCGAGUAGAAAAUAGGUUUCUAGGAUAGCCAAUUUUCCUAGCAAGUGUCAACCUUAACCAGGAGCUAUUUGCUAGUAUGCUUUCUUUCUGUAUAUCUUCAUGAAAUACACUAAGCUUAACUGCUUGUAAAUUGUUCAGUGAUUAAUCUGUAAUUAUUGAUG
Lycium ferocissimum is the source of this 1668-nucleotide messenger RNA. Its product is annotated as sodium/hydrogen exchanger 2-like. NCBI's taxonomy places the organism in Eukaryota, Viridiplantae, Streptophyta, Magnoliopsida, Solanales, Solanaceae. The transcript has 4 exons. Gene Ontology annotation, molecular function: sodium:proton antiporter activity. Gene Ontology annotation, biological process: proton transmembrane transport. The coding region runs from base 223 to 1515 and encodes 430 amino acids. Gene Ontology annotation, cellular component: membrane. The record is from RefSeq and is a predicted model, not a curated record.